AUGUCUUCAUCAAGACGAACCCGCAGGACGGACCAAGACACCUUCACGCGCACGGGUUCAGAAGCCGUGACUUACGACCUCUCGGUGCGCGACCAGGCCACGAUCCGGGUCCCGGUUGGCUCCGCGUGGACAUCCGGACCCCACUGGCAUGACUCGCACACAGAGUUCCUGCAGGUACUAGCUGGCUGCGCGCGCGUCACGCUGUCCGGUCGGACAUUCUGCGUCGGUCCUGCCGACGGCGUGGUCACGGUGCCACGGGGCGCGGUGCAUGAGUGGCGUCGCGCUGACCGGGUAGAGGAUGGAUUAGGUGCAGCCGAGCAAGAUUCAGGGGCAGACAUGAGGGAGUUGGUCGUGAGAGAAUGGACGGAGCCGAAGGACGGCGCGAAGGAAAUGUUCUUUCGCAAUUUAAACGGGAUUAUCCUGGAUGCUGCCGCGGGGAGCGACGCGCUCGUGACGCUGGAACUGUGGAAUUUGUUCUGGAGAGCGGAUAAUUAUCCGGUUACGCUGGGCGUGGGGUGGGUUGGUGGUGUGGCUACUAGGGCUGCGAUGGGUGUUGCGGUUGUGAUGGGGUGGGUGUUGGGGCGGAGGGGAGUGUAUAAGGAGUAUGGCUCGAAGUGA
Daldinia childiae is the source of this 618-nucleotide messenger RNA. RefSeq lists its product as uncharacterized. Bases 1 to 618 code for a protein of 205 amino acids. NCBI's taxonomy places the organism in Eukaryota, Fungi, Ascomycota, Sordariomycetes, Xylariales, Hypoxylaceae. The record is from RefSeq and is a predicted model, not a curated record. The transcript has a single exon.